Mercenaria mercenaria is the source of this 1617-nucleotide messenger RNA. Its product is annotated as gamma-glutamylaminecyclotransferase C-like. Gene Ontology annotation, molecular function: gamma-glutamylaminecyclotransferase activity. Lineage: Eukaryota; Metazoa; Mollusca; Bivalvia; Venerida; Veneridae. The coding region runs from base 424 to 924 and encodes 166 amino acids. The record is from RefSeq and is a predicted model, not a curated record. The transcript has 2 exons.
UGUAGACAACGAAAGUAAUAUCCAAUUUGUACGUUUUGUCAUCGUGCCAUACCAUGAUUUAGAUUAUGAAUUAUAUAUGAUGCUGUGCUCAUGAAUCUUGUCAGGUUUAUUGCAUAAUAAAACUAUUCUAAGCUAAUUCUAUUCCAUCAUACAAUCGGUUCUACAACUGCAUAUGGUAAUUAAUAUCAAAUAUUGUAUGAGGACAAUGUAUUUCGACAUAUCAUGCUAAGGUAUUUAAUCAUUGUUAUGGAAAGAUCGGAACAUGUAAUAAAUCAUUCUACCUUACUUGGAAAAUCAUUUUUAUAACGGCUAUGUAAACUAACAGCAAUUUGAAAUUGAGAAACGGAAACAGUAUAUUUAGAACGUACAACGAAAUAAAACAAGACGCAAUUUUCCUACUAACAGUUUACGCUACAGUUCAUCAUGUUGUUUUUGAUAUUUGUGUAUGGAACAUUAAAAUCCGGUGAACCAAACUAUCAUUUGAUGCAAAAUGAGACAAGCGGUGUGUGCAUACCACGUGGAAUCGCUUACACAAAGGAAAAAUAUCCUCUUGUAGUGGCAUCUAGAUAUAACAUACCGUACUUACUGGAUAAACCAGGAACAGGGCACAAUGUUCAAGGAGAACUGUAUAAAGUUGACGCUGCUCAGUUAGCGUUUCUUGACAGAUUAGAGUCUCAUCCAAAAUUGUACGUGCGAAAAGAUGUUGUCUUAACCAGAAACAAAGAUGACCCCAGUUCACGGGAGGACAUUGCAGCACAAGCUUACUUUCUUGUGAACUUCAGGCCCCAUUUACUGGAUCUACCAAUGUAUGACAGUUAUAAAGACAUGAUUGAUGGGAAAAAGUACAUAAAACCCAAGGAUCGUGAUGUUCCAGCACCGUUGUGGUGGUACGAAAUACAUACUGGUUAUGAAGAAGAAAUAUAAUGUAUUAUUCUGUUCAUAACGUUUAUAGUGCGAACAAAUACUGUAGAUCAGGUAUUAUUAACCCUCACCCUGCUAAAUUUCUAUAAUGAACUUGUCCAUCUCUCAAUUUGAACAGUACCAUUAACUGUUAAAAGGGGUGCUUAUCAGAAAGACACUGACUGAAUGGCGAACAGUGCAGAUCUUGAUCAGACUGCACGAAUGUGCAGUCUGAUCAUGAUCUACACUGGUCGCAAAGGUAGAAUCAGUCGUGUCCAGCAUGGUAAGGGUUAAAGUAGCGAAGGUUUUAUUUUCUGAUAAAUUCGCGAAUAAAGUUCAACGCCAAUUAUAUACUCGCGAAUUAUAUCCAGAAUUAAAAUUAGCUACAAAGUGCGAAUUUUGACAACGCAAGGAUGUUUAAUGUCGACCAAGUCGCGAAACAAAAGUAGCUCGAAAAGUAUCUAAUAUAAAGUAAGUGCUUCUGCAUUUAUUUUACCGUGACAGGACUGUUGUUUUUAAAGUAUGUUAUACUAUCAUUAUUUUUCUGUCAUGUAUUAUGUUGUCAAAUGUGAAUAAAAAGAAUUAAGCGAUAAGUUUCAGUAUUUUUUAUUGUUUUUAGAAAACAAAAGGAAUUGAAAAUAGUUAAUAUUCGCGCAAACACCAUAGAUACGAGAUUUCAAAUGCUGUAUUUUAUUUUUGAUGGGUUUUACAUCACAC